Closterium sp. Naga37s-1 is the source of this 1758-nucleotide messenger RNA. The record is from the annotation of a GenBank genome assembly. Lineage: Eukaryota; Viridiplantae; Streptophyta; Zygnematophyceae; Desmidiales; Closteriaceae.
AUGUCUGCCGACGAAGAGGAAACCCUCGCCGAGUCUGAAGAGGAUCUCUUGGUCGACGACUUUCCCGAAGGGCUCAUCCAUGACCUCGUGAGCUCCCCCAACCAUCCCGCUGCGAAGAGGCCCUGCAUGGACUCUGGUGCUGGCCCUGCUAACUUCAACUCCCCCUCCACCUCCUCGGAUUCGGCGCUGGCGCAGCCCGCGCAGUCUCCUAUGCUCCCCGCUGCUGUUGCUGCUCCCUCGUUGCCUCUGCAAAGCCCCGUACCCUCUCUGGCAGCAACUGCUGCCGCCUCCAACGCCCCGGCCCUUUGCACCGCUGCCUACGCCGCUGUCGCCUCCGGCGCUAACCCGGCCCCCGCGCUGCGCGCCUCAUUUUUUGCCUCACCCGCGCUUGGCGGAUCCUCCCGCGACCUCCGCCGUGUGCGCACUGCUGUGGCCACCCCGAUUCUCCUCCCCCUCCGCCGCUGCGUGACCCCCUCCUCCACUGUCUUGUUGCUUCCCCCCCCCCGUAUGGCCGCCUGGGUCCCUGCCAACCCCACUUUCAAUCUGCCCCUACCCACUCCCCUCGCUCCUCUCACCCCUCUCCCCGCGCCAGCUGCCCCCCCCUCACCCUGCCUUCACCCCCGUCACCCACCUCUCCCCGACAGCACUCCCUUCCCUGGCCCCCCAUGUCGUAGGGCUCCCACUCACUCUCCCGCCUUCCCCACCCCCCCCCUCCCUCUCUGCUCUCUCCAACCCUUGCAUGCAAACCCCCCCCCCCCCAAAGACGCCCAGCCCUUGCCACCAUCGUACCCUCAUCUGCCCCCCCUACAGCGCCUUUCCUCCCAUGGUCUCUCAAGAGGACGGGCCCCUUGCCCACCCCUAUGCUGGCAUGAAGACGCUCCCCUCCCCCUGUCUCAUCCCCCCGUCUCAAACUGCACCCUCCCCUGCUCCCCCCACAUAUUGACUCCUUCCUCCCCCUUCCUCUCUCCCGAUUCCCCUCCUCUCCUUUCCCCCUACCCUCAAUCUCGCCUUCCCCCCCCUCCCGUCAUUCUAUUCACCCCCCACCCUCUCAGGAACCCAACUGCAACCGUCCCCAGUGCUCUGACCGGGCCGCCCGACCCCCACCAAGGCUCCCCCCUCUGCCAACAGCCCCCUCCCCCCGGUCUCUCCCACAUCGCUCUCAAGCAGGCCGCUCCACCCCCCUCUGGUCUCUUCUCCCCCCCCGCCUGGGCCUCCAAACACCCCCGCCCCUUCCCCGCGCCUUCCCCCCCUCCCUGCACCGCCCUCCCCCCGCUGCCAACUAGCCCACUUGGUCCCCCCCCUCUCGGUCCUCACCCUCACCUCCCCCACCUGCCCCACUCCCCCGACUCUCCCUGCCCCCCUUAUUCUUGCACCUCCGUCCACCCUCUCGCCCCCCCUGCCCCCCCCCUCCUCCCCCCAACCGCUCCCUCUCUUGCAGGCAACCUUCUGGGGAAUCAUGCCGCGCUGACCGCCUUCCGCAACGACCCGGGCCUCCUCUACAUUGGGCUGGACGACUGGGUCAAAUAUUGGACGUGCACUCCCUGCGACUUCACCUACGGCGCUGCCCUCGACAGCGCCAUGGAGCAUAUCCAGUCCGACCUGCACGCCACCCGCGUGAAGGCCUCCGCUCACCGCCGCCAAGGAAGACUUUGGCCCUUGGCGCGUACUCACCCGGCUGCAGCAGAAGGCUCUGGUGGCUGCCUUCCUUCGCGGCCGUCCUUAGCGCAGCGGCCUAUGCACCUUGGCACGCAAGCAUAG